UCACUGAAUGGAAGCCUUCACUUCAACUUUCUGACUCGAGAAGCUAAGGUGGCUUCUGGUGCCUUCGUCUGGUGCCUUCAUUCGCGUCUUCAACCUUUCAUUGAAUAAUUGCUGUGAAUAUAACAACACUGCUGCACAGUUGGACUUGGGACUCCAUUGGGGAACCACACACAAAGCGGAUGGGACCCCUCAUAUUCCUCCUGCUAUUAGCAGGACAAGUGGGAACAAUGUCAGCUACAACUGCUAAUGCAACAACAGUCACCCCAACAUCAGCAACAUUCAACGCAACCUCACCAUUGGUCAACAUGACCUCAUCGCCAGUCAACUCAACAUCACCAUCAGUCAACCCAACAUCACCAUCGGUCAACAUGACCUCACCGCCAGUCAACUCAACAUCACCAUCGGUCAACGUGACCUCAACGCCAGUCAACUCAACAUCACCAUCGGUCAACAUGACCUCACCGCCAGUCAAUCCAACAUCACCAUCGGUCAACGUGACCUCACCGCCAGUUAACUCAACAUCACCAUCGGUCAACGUGACCUCACCGCCAGUCAACCCAACCUCACCAUCGGUCAACGUGACCUCACCGCCAGUCAACUCAACAUCACCAUCGGUCAACAUGACCUCACCGCCAGUCAACUCAACAUCACCAUCAGUCAACCCAACAUCACCAUCGGUCAACAUGACCUCACCGCCAGUCAACUCAACAUCACCAUCGGUCAACGUGACCUCAACGCCAGUCAACUCAACAUCACCAUCGGUCAACAUGACCUCACCGCCAGUCAAUCCAACAUCACCAUCGGUCAACGUGACCUCACCGCCAGUUAACUCAACAUCACCAUCGGUCAACGUGACCUCACCGCCAGUCAACCCAACCUCACCAUCGGUCAACAUGACCUCAUCGCCAGUCAACUCAACAUCACCAUCGGUCAACAUGACCUCACCGCCAGUCAACUCAACAUCACCAUCAGUCAACCCAACAUCACCAUCGGUCAACAUGACCUCACCGCCAGUCAACUCAACAUCACCAUCGGUCAACGUGACCUCACCGCCAGUCAAUCCAACAUCACCAUCGGUCAACGUGACCUCACCGCCAGUCAACUCAACAUCACCAUCGGUCAACGUGACCUCACCGCCAGUCAACCCAACAUCACCAUCAGUCAACGUGACCUCACCGCCAGUCAACUCAACAUCACCUUCAGUCAACGUGACCUCACCGCCAGUCAAUCCAACAUCACCAUCGGUCAACGUGACCUCACCGCCAGUUAACUCAACAUCACCUUCAGUCAACGUGACCUCACCGCCAGUCAACCCAACAUCACCAUCGGUCAACAUGACCUCACCGCCAGUCAACUCAACAUCAUCACAACCAGUCACCACAAUGCCAUUACAAGGUAAUGCAAGCUCCCCACCUGUAAGUACAACAUCAGCAGGACCAAGAAUCACAACUAUUGGCACUCCAGAUACAACCACAACACCUGCCCCACCGCCAGAGCCAAAAAUUGAGUUGGGAUUUAAGCUGCAAGAAAAUUUUACAUCAGAUCUUCAUAACCAAUCCUCACCAAAGUUCCUGAAGUUGAAAAGCACAGUGACCAAAGUUCUCAACGAGGUUUAUACAGCAAAAUAUGGACCCAGUUUCAAUCGAUCUGUUGUCAAAAAAUUCAGUCAAGGAUCCAUUGUGGCAGACGUUGAGCUGAUAUUCAAUGAGGGGAAUACACUGCCAAAUGCCACUUCAGCAGCUGACACUUUGGUUGAGGCUGCUUCCUCCUCAAACUUUUCCCUGAGUGUCAACACAUCAUCUAUAACUGCAACUGUUGUGCAGACACCAACCGAAGCUCCUGCCACACCUUCAACUUUGACAAGUACAACUCCUUUGCCAGACAACCCAACCUCAUCAUCGGUCAUCCCAACCUCACCACCAGUCAACAUGACCUCACUGCCGUCAGUCAAUAUGACCUCGCCACCAGUCAACCCAACUUCACAACCCACUAACCUGACCUCACCACCAAUUAACCCAACCUCAUCACCCACUAACGCGACCUCGCCACCGGUCAACCCAACUUCACCACCAGUCAACAUGACCUCACUGCUGCCAGUCAAUAUGACCUCGCCAGCAGUCAACCCCACUUCACAACCCACUAAUGUGACCUCACCACCAAUUAACCCAACCUCAUCACCCACUAACGCGACCUCGCCACCGGUCAACCCAACUUCACCACCAGUCAACAUGACCUCACUGCUGCCAGUCAAUAUGACCUCGCCAGCAGUCAACCCCACUUCACAACCCACUAAUGUGACCUCGCCUCCAGUCAACCCAACUUCAUCACCCGUCAACAUGACCUCACCACCCAUCAACCUAACUUCACCACCAGUCAACAUGACCGUCACCACAACACCUUUGCCAGGUAAUGCAACCUCCCCACCUGUAAGUGGAACAUCAACGUCACCGAGAACCACAACUAUUGGUGUUCCAGAUACAACCGCAACAGCCGCCCCACCAGCAGAGCCAAAAAUUAAUUUGAAAUUUAGUUUGAUUCAAACUUUUGUAGCAGCACUCAGUGACAAAUUCUCACCAGAGUUUCAGCAGUUAAAGGGCACCAUAGAAACAGCUCUCAACUCCAUCUAUAAAACAAAAUUUGGAUCUAGCUUCAACCGAACUGUCAUCAAUGGCUUCAGUCCAGGAUCCGUUGUGGUCAAUGCUGAUCUGAUAUUCAACAAUGAGACGACUCUACCAAAUGCCAGUUCUGCGGCUAACACUUUACAGACUGCUGCCAACAGCUCUAAUUUUACCCUCAGUGUCAACGCAUCAUCUAUUACUGCAACCAUUGUGUCAGAACCAACUCAAGCCCCAGUCACAGCUGAACCUUCAACACUGAUGAAUACAUCGCCCUCACCAGCACCAGUAAGCCCAACCUCACCACCAGCCAACAUGACCUCACCACCACUCAACGUAACCUCCCCACCACUCAACGUAACAUCACCACCACUCAACGUAACCUCGCCACCAGUAAGCCCAACCUCACCACCAGCCAACAUGACCUCACCACCACUCAACAUAACCUCGCCACCACUCAACGUAACCUCGCCACCAGUAAGCCCAACCUCACCACCAGCCAACAUGACCUCGCCACCACUCAAUGUAACCUCCCCACCACUCAACGUAACAUCACCACCACUCAACGUAACCUCGCCACCAGUAAGCCCAACCUCACCACCAGCCAACAUGACCUCACCACCACUCAACGUAACCUCGCCACCAGUAAGCCCAACCUCACCACCAGCCAACAUGACCUCACCACCACUCAACGUAACCUUGCCACCACUCAACGUAACCUCGCCACCAGUAAGCCCAACCUCACCACCAGCCAACAUGACCUCGCCACCACUCAACGUAACCUCACCACCAGCCAACAUGACCUCUCCACCACUCAAUGUGACCUCACUACCAGUAAGCCCAACCUCACCACCAGCCAACAUGACCUCGCCACCACUCAACGUAACCUCACCACCAGCCAACAUGACCUCUCCACCACUCAAUGUGACCUCACCACCAGUAAGCCCAACCUCACCACCAGCCAACAUGACCUCUCCACCACUCAACGUAACCUCACCACCAGUAAGCCCAACCUCACCACCAGCCAACAUGACCUCGCCACCACUCAACGUAACCUCACCACCAGUAAGCCCAACCUCACCACCAGCCAACUUGACCUCACCACCACUCAGCAUAACCUCACCAGCAGUCAACAUGACCUCACCACCCCUCAACACAACCACGGUCCAACCAAUGUCCACCAUGUCACCGCCAGGUAAUGUAACCUCCCCACCAGUCAUUGGGACAUCAACACAACCAGUUAUCACAACUGGUGCUCCGACCACAACAGCUGCCCCACCAGAAUCAAGGAUCGUGCUGGGAUUUAAGUUGGAGCAAACCUUUACAUCACAACUUGCAGACAAACUCUCUAAAGAGUUCAAGGAAUUAGCAAACCAAAUAAAAGCAGUACUUGAUGCUAUCUUUAAACUGAGAUUUGGAAACCGUUUCAGUGGAGCUGUGAUCAAAUCUUUCAGACAAGGUUCAGUUGUGGUAGAUUCUGAGCUGAUAUUUAGUAACGCCAGCUCAGUGCCAGAACCUACUGAUGCAGCAAAUGCUCUGGUGGAGGCAGCGUCGAACAGCUCCAACUUCUCCCUUCCACUGAAUGUAUCAAGCGUUGUCGCAACAAAAAUUAAUACAUCAGAACCCACAUCUUCUCCGACUACACCCAUCACCUCAGCUGUUCCAACUGCUGCAUCGACAGCAGCUCCUAACGCUACUGCAGCUCCCAAUGCUACAGAGGCUCCAACUGCUGCUCCAAAUGCAACAGAUGCCCCAACAGCAGCUCCUAAUGCUACAUCUGGCAUGACUGCCGCUCCUAACGCAACAGGCGCCUCCACUGCUGCACCAGCUUCUUCAGCCAACACUGCAUCAACAAAUCCCCCUACAUCCAGUGAGGGAACCCUGGGUCUUCAGUUUAGUCUCAACCAAACAUUUACAUCAGAUCUCUCCAAUUCAUCCUCAGCAGCAUAUCAGGCUUUAGCUACACAAGUGACCCAAGAGGUAAACAAAGCGGGUAAAAAGCUGUUUGGAUCAUCCUUCAGUCGCACCAUCGUAAACGGUUUCACAAAUGGAUCAGUUGUUGUCAACACAACCCUUGUGUUCACCAAUAAAACCUCAGUUCCCUUGGCAAGCAAUGCAACUUCCCAACUCGGCAGUGAACUCACGAGCAACUCUACCUCCCUGAACAUUUUACCAGGCACCGUUCUUGCAACUUCUUCUGCUGCUGCUUCCACUGCAACUCCUACUGCAACAGCUGCUGCUACUGCAACAGCUAACGCUACUGCAACAGCUGCCCCUACUGCAGCUCCAACGGCAACAGCUGCCCCUACUGCAGCUCCAACGGCAACAGCUGCCCCUACUGCAUCUCCAACUACUCCAACCACAACUACUACAGAAGCCACCACCACUGCAUCAACAAAUCCUCCUACAUCCAGUGAGGGAACCCUCGGCCUUACAUUUAGUCUCGACCAAACAUUUACAUCAGAUCUCUCCAGCUCAACCACCGAAGCGUUUCAGACUUUAGCUAAAAAAGUGGUGAAAGAGGUGAACAGAGCGGGUUCAAAGCUGUAUCAAACUUACAGUCGGUCCUUUGUCAACACCUUCAAGAACGGUUCAGUGGUUACCAAUAUGACCCUCGUGUUCAGUGAUAAAAAUUCGGUUCCUGCAGUAAGCGAUGCUACUUCAAAAUUCGGCACUGAACUUACCGGCAGCUCUUCCACCCUGAACGUUAUACCAGGCAGCGUUUCUGCAUUCUCAACGUCGACAAGCAGUGCUCCUCGGCCCACAAUUGGCUCAUUGGCAGUCUUUUCACUAACACUGCUGGCUGUGGCACAGAUGCUGAUAGACAUUUAGGGUCCCCUGUACAGAUACACUGGCUUGGACAAUCGCUUUUACUCUGCUAUCAAGUGUGGAAAAAGCAAUGUAGAACAAAAAGAAGGCAUAACAAGUGUGCAUUUGAUGUUUACCCACACAAUGUCAUGUGGUAAAAAGAUGUGUACUCUGUGUCAAAAAUUUAGAAAAUUUCUCAGUAUUUCCAGCAUUUGAUGUUACAAUCACUGUUUUGAUUAAAUUUUAUUUAAAGAACUAAUCAUUAAGAUUGUAAUACUAUAUAUUUUAUACUUUUCGGGCAUUGUUGUAGCAGUUGCCAUUCAGUUUACUUGUUUUGUAAAUGCUUCUUCUUCUUUGUAUGCUAUUUUUCAUGUGGCAUUGUUAACAUUUAAAAAAUGCCAACACAUAUGUUAGAGGAUAAUGUAUUAUAUAUUUAUUUCCAGUUAAAAGCAUUGUAAGAUUCAGCAGGACACAAUUUGCAUCCAAUGCCAUUGUUCAGUGAUGAAGGAAAUGUGCAGCUCAGGCUGUAGAGGAGACAUGAUCUUGAUGCUGGAGAACAAUGAUUCAUAUUACGUCUGAGACCUGUCAUUAAUGUUGUUAGCAUAUUUAACCAUGAAGACGACCUCUACUUAACAAUAUGUAGUUUUAGGUGGGUUACCGUAACAACACCGCAGGUACCAUGUAACAAUACCAUAGGGAAAGAAAUUGCCAUUGAAAAUAAUGUUGGGUUUUGCAGAAUUAUCCAGUAUCAAGUGAAUAGUUUGGCUAUAGUGGAUUGCUGAAUUCUAGUACAAAAGUGUCUUGGUCCUGUCAUAACUUUUAGAAAGAUUAUUUAAAGAUUUUAAUUAACAGAUACAACAGAAUACUGAUUCUUCCUGUAUAUGUUUGAGAAGGGGAAUAAUAAAAAUGCGCAUCUUUGAAAA
This is a messenger RNA of Chelmon rostratus (copperband butterflyfish), 6346 nucleotides long. RefSeq names its product mucin-2-like. The coding region runs from base 180 to 5447 and encodes 1755 amino acids. The transcript is spliced from 24 exons. The record is from RefSeq and is a predicted model, not a curated record. NCBI's taxonomy places the organism in Eukaryota, Metazoa, Chordata, Actinopteri, Chaetodontiformes, Chaetodontidae.